AUGCUGUUCCCGGCUGCUCAUCGGCCCAAGCGGUCUUCGUCCCUGCCAUUAAACCCUGUCCUGCAGACCUCUCUGGAGGAAGUGGAGCUGCUCUAUGAGUUCCUGCUAGCUGAGCUUGAGAUCAGCCCUGACCUGCUGAUCUCCAUCAAGGAUGAGGAGCUGGCCUCCUUGCGCAAGGCCUCGGACUUCCACGCUGUCUGCAAUGAUGUGAUCCCCAAACGCAUUCCAGACAUCCGCCGGCUCAGUGCCAGUCUCUCCAGCCAUCCUGGCAUCCUCAAGAAGGAAGACUUCGAAAGGACAGUGCUGACCCUGGCCUACACAGCCUACCGCACAGCCCUGGCCCAUGGUUAUCAGAGGGACAUCUGGGCCCAGGCCCUUGUCAGCCUCUUUCAGGCCCUAAGGCAAGACUUGAUGCGGUCCUCACAGCCAGGGGUGCCCCUCUGA
Messenger RNA from Carlito syrichta (Philippine tarsier), 444 nucleotides. RefSeq names its product family with sequence similarity 180 member A (gene FAM180A). The record is from RefSeq and is a predicted model, not a curated record. The transcript is spliced from 2 exons. Lineage: Eukaryota; Metazoa; Chordata; Mammalia; Primates; Tarsiidae. Bases 1 to 444 code for a protein of 147 amino acids.